Messenger RNA from Priapulus caudatus, 537 nucleotides. RefSeq lists its product as uncharacterized. The coding region runs from base 1 to 537 and encodes 178 amino acids. The transcript has 5 exons. NCBI's taxonomy places the organism in Eukaryota, Metazoa, Priapulida, Priapulimorpha, Priapulimorphida, Priapulidae. The record is from RefSeq and is a predicted model, not a curated record.
AUGUUGUUCCUGAGCGGCGACGCAGAGCCAGUCGAAGGACUUGGGCACCGUCUAACAGCACGUGCUGCGAAGGCUUCCGCUGCCUACGCUCACGAAAUCAGCGAGGAUUUAUUUUUUGCGACGGAUUCGUUCUGCGACCUUGGCACCGAUCUGACAUCCGGCUACGUACCAGCCUUCCGCCAAUCCGUAACACGUACGCGCAACACAGGUUCGGAAACAGCGCCACCUAUAGGAGGCCGGCACCGGGAGACUCCCUCUAGGGAAAACACAGUGCCGGAAAAUUUUGAUUUCCGAGCUCGGAACGUUCCACUGUCAACACGACGAAUUGGGGAGCUAGGAGAAACCACUCCAAGAAGGUUCGAUUUUAGACUCCCAAAUCCUACAUUGACGGGAGUUGAUGACCAACUACAGUCCAACAGAAAUCAACCUCGUAACACAUCGCCAACGACACGAGAGCGAGACGUUAUCGACAGCACACCGAGAAGGGUAAGACAAUCUCUACGAUCACGUACAAUCGUACAACAUUUGUACCUGUGA